This is a messenger RNA of Exophiala bonariae, 1512 nucleotides long. RefSeq lists its product as uncharacterized. Gene Ontology annotation, biological process: carbohydrate transport; transmembrane transport. The record is from RefSeq and is a predicted model, not a curated record. Bases 1 to 1512 code for a protein of 503 amino acids. NCBI's taxonomy places the organism in Eukaryota, Fungi, Ascomycota, Eurotiomycetes, Chaetothyriales, Herpotrichiellaceae. The transcript has 8 exons. Gene Ontology annotation, cellular component: membrane. Gene Ontology annotation, molecular function: carbohydrate:proton symporter activity.
AUGGCGAUGACACCAUCACUUCUCCGACUAGUUAUUGUCCUCUUCGUCGCCUUGGGCUCGUUGACCUAUGGUUACUGUGCGAGUAUUAUUGCUACGACUUUGGGCCAGCCUUCAUUCAUCAGCUAUUUUGACCUUGACACCCGUUCCAAUGCUGCCGACCUUAUUGGUGCCAUCAAUGGACUCUUCCAAGCGGGCGGUCUCUUUGGAGCGCUCUCCUGCACAAAAUCUGCAGAUUGGCUUGGUCGCCGAAAGUCUAUCCUGGUAACUUCGAUAAUCACCGUCAUUGGAGGAGCCCUUCAAGCUGGCAGCGUCGAUAUUGGAAUGUACAUCGCCAUGAGAUUUAUUACAGGCUUCGGAAUAGGUGCCCUUGUCACCCUCGUUCCCCUUUAUCAGUCCGAGAUUUCACCGCCGCGCAUCCGUGGAUGGCUAGUUGGGAUGCACGGGGUCCUCAUCUGCGUUGGGUACGCCAUGGCGUCUUGGGUCGGUUUAGGGUUCUAUUUUGUCAACGCAAGUGGUGCUCAGUGGCGACUCCCCCUGGCUAUCCAGUGCUUACCACCGCUGUUGCUCUCUGCGGGUGUACUCUUCCUCCCUGAAUCACCCCGGUGGCUUCUCGACCAUGACCGCGUCGAAGAUGCUUACAAGUCAUUCAAAGCGGUCCGAGCAGAGGCUACUGACACAUCUGAUCUCGAUAAUGAAGCCUCAAUAAAAGCCGACUUCAAUCUACUCCAAGGCCAGAUCAUGCACGAGAGAUUGGAAGUAAUAUCCCUGAUGGACCUGUGGAGGAAGCCGUCCAUGCGGAAACGAUGCGCUAUUGGCUGGCUGACCAUGUUUGGUGCUCAGGGGACGGCCACGCUUGUUAUCAAUAACUAUGGACCUUCUUUGUACGCAUCGUUGGGUUUCGACACUGUGCAAACUCUUUUGAUCCAGUGUGGCUGGAUCACUGUCUGUCCCUUUGGGAAUCUGAUCAACGCCUGGGUUGUCGAUCGAGUUGGCCGCACUCGUCUAUUGAUGUUUGGCUUUGCUGGCUGUGUUAUCGCGCUCAUCGGAGAAUGCAUCACCGUCGAUGUAUUCCAGCGCACUGGUCAACGGGGCGCAGCGAGCGCGGCUGUUUUCUUUCUGUUCUUGCACAUUGCAUUCUUCUCGGUCUCGUGCGACGCCACUUCUUACAUAUAUGCUGCUGAAAUUUUCCCAACGCCGGUCCGAGCCAAAGGAUUGGCUGUGUCAGUCUCGGGCCUCUUUAUUGCCACCAUUAUUUUCCUUCAGUGUGCACCGAAAGCAUUCGCGACUAUUGGGUGGAAAUACUAUAUUGUCUUCAUCGUCAUCACCACAGUUAUAUUCGCCGUUAUCUGGUUCUGGUUUCCGGAAACAAAGGGCCGCUCACUCGAGGAUAUCGGGGAACUCUUCGGUGACUCAGUUGAACCUGUACAAUUGGAUGACGAGGCUCGUGAUAAAAAGAUGCUCGCCGAUACUGUGGAAGAUCUAAAUAUUCAUGAAGACAUGCAGAAGCAUUGA